AUGGCUAGUGUGUUAGUGAAGAAGGCGGAUAAGGAAUAUGUGGAUGAAAAAGAUAAAGAAAUUAUAGAAAGGGCUGACUGGUACCAUGAAUGGACAUCGAAGAUUUUAAAAACUAAAGCUGAUACAGGAUGGGUUUCAGGAUGUUUAGACCUUAAAGCAGAUAAAACUUAUGUUAACGAUGAGUUAGAUAAAAAGGCAGACAAGAACCAUACACAUACAAGUUUUACAACUGUUGCUAUAGAAAGUAUUGAAGGAACGGUUGACGUAACUGAUGGGGAUGUAUUAUAUUGUAAACCUCCUAACUUUCCACAAGGUUUAACAUCGGAUGACGACAUAACGACGAUGAGAAACAUUAGAUGUAAAGAUGUUUAUGUCAUGAAGGAUGAACAUAAUAUUAAAUUCACUGCUCAAGAUUUAUAUGACAAGAAAGCAGACAAAACAGAGCUUCAAACAUUAAAGACAGAAAUACUUCAAACAUUAUAUCCUAUAGGCUCUAUUUAUACGUCAAUGAACUCUACCAGACCAGAAGUAGUACUUGGUUUUGGAACUUGGACUCAAAUAGUCGACAGGUUUUUGUAUUGUGCAAACUCUUCAAAGGCAACAGGUGGAA
This is a messenger RNA of Trichomonas vaginalis G3, 610 nucleotides long. Its product is annotated as phage tail repeat-like family. The annotation marks the transcript as partial. The transcript has a single exon. The record is from RefSeq and is a predicted model, not a curated record. NCBI's taxonomy places the organism in Eukaryota, Parabasalia, Trichomonadida, Trichomonadidae.